Molecule: messenger RNA, 923 nt
Organism: Arvicanthis niloticus (Nile rat)
Lineage: Eukaryota; Metazoa; Chordata; Mammalia; Rodentia; Muridae
Source: RefSeq, a predicted model, not a curated record
CAGGCCGCGAGGCGACGCGCGGCGGGAGCCGUUCCCCGACGGCAGCCGGGCGCUCGGCCGCCGUGUCUGGGCUGAGCGCCGCGACGCCGCGCCGGAAACCCUCCUGGGUCUUGAGGCGUAUGGAACCUCAAGGUCUUUAUGACAAUGGAAACAAAAAAAUUGAUUGGCAAACCGCUUCAACCAGCAAGACCUGUUCGUCAUCUCUCUUCUCCUCCAGGACCGGUGUUCCCUUUCAACUUUCAGAAUGAAUAUCCAUGCAACACUCAGUGCUUACAAAGUGGAGUUGGCAGAUGUAAGACGAAUGGAAUGCAAGCCUUUUCUCAAGGUCUUAAUGAGCAACAGCAACACCAGUCUCCAGUUAAAAAAGAGAGAAUUAAAUACAGCAGAGAUUUCUUGUUGAAGCUUUCAAGUGUUUCCAUCUGCAGAAAAAAACCAGACUUUCUGCCUGAUCAUCCCAUUGUACUUCAAAAACCAGUGAGUGUUCCUCACUUAAUUGCAAAAUUGUAUUAAGGAAAACAACCAAAGUUUUAAGUAGCAUUUUAAGAACAGAUGAAUUUGAAGAUAAAGAAUUAUUCAUUUUAUAUUUUGGACACCUGCAAAUGAAGUGGACCUAGUAACAAUAACUAAUGGACUGUGACGAUUCAAUUUAUUUUUACUUUUGAUGGUUGGCUAUUUGGCUUCUCAUAAAAGGAGAAAAAGAUAUUUUAAAAUAUAAAGAAUUUUUCUAAUCAGUUUCAGCUUUGCAGGCAGUUCCUGCAAAAAUUGGGAAGUAACACUCAAAAGUGGGGAUGUUGUUGGCGAAGUGGGAAGACUGUAUUAUAAUUUGCAUGCUACUUGCAAUUCUUGUUUUUCACCACUUGUAAUAAUGGAAUGGAAAUGUAAGCUGUAAAGAUUCUCAAAUAUAAAGUAUUUGCUACGAUGUA